This is a messenger RNA of Peromyscus leucopus (white-footed mouse), 319 nucleotides long. RefSeq names its product non-histone chromosomal protein HMG-17-like. The coding region runs from base 47 to 319 and encodes 90 amino acids. Lineage: Eukaryota; Metazoa; Chordata; Mammalia; Rodentia; Cricetidae. The transcript has a single exon. Gene Ontology annotation, cellular component: chromatin; nucleus. The record is from RefSeq and is a predicted model, not a curated record. Gene Ontology annotation, biological process: chromatin organization. Gene Ontology annotation, molecular function: nucleosomal DNA binding.
CACUGCCGCAUCCCCGCGUUCAGUGCCGACGUCCCCUGCCGCCGCCAUGCCCAAAAGAAAGGCUGAAGGGGAUACUAAAGGAGAUAAAGCCAAGGUGAAGGACGAGCCACAGAGAAGAUCUGCAAGGUUCUCUGCUAAAUCUGCUCCUCCAAAGCCAGAGCCCAAGCCUAAAGAGGCCCCUGCAAAGAAGGGAGAGAAGAUCCUCAAAGGGAAGAAGGGGAAAGCCGAUGCCUGGAAGGAUGUGAAUAAUCCUGCAGAGAACCGAGAUGCCAAAGCAGACCAGGCACAAAAAGCUGAAGGUGCUAGAGAUGCCAAGUGA